ACGAAUGAAGAAAGUUUCGGACAACACGCUGCAGACAAGAACAACCAAUUACGAUAAGACUUAUAAGCGAUGGAAUUGUACUGACACAAAAUAUAGAAUACUGCAGUUUCAUUAACUUUCCAUGUGAAUGGUAUACGCUUCUACAGUGCAAAACCGCAAGGCGCCGAAACCCCGGCCAGAUGCAAUAUAAUGGUAAUUGUUGUUAUGCAAUAAUUAGCUUCCGGCGCCGCCAAAGCGCUGUCCAGAUAACUUACAUUUUUUGAAUUAUUAUUUUGUUAUACUCGCACAUAUUUUUUCCUGCAUCGGAAAAGGAGCGUUAAUUACCAACCGAUUGUCACAUAUGAGUCACCGCCUCCGAAGCUAUUGAAGCUGAUGCAACUUCAUGGAAGAUAUGCACAAGACAAGACUGCCAUAGAUAUUAAAGUCAAAUAUGUACUACGAGUAUGUUAUACGUGCAACCUUGAUACUGCGGUGAAAUCCAAGUAAUCGUUCCACAUUGAUUGCUAAUUUGCCACACCCAGGCACGGCGGAAAACACCUUUCCCGUGUAUUCCCUCCGUAUCCUUAUUUUUAAACUGCCCGCUGCCAAGAAUAACAUAAUCAUUAACAGCAUAUGUCACCAACAAAAUCCACAGCGUCAUGAGCCGGCCUCGUCGAGAGGCCUUCGGCGAGCAGCCGCUUUAACGUACCCGCGGUACCAGAAGAGAAUACGCUCUGCGGCAUAUUUCAGUUGAUGGCGAAAGCGUGAUUAACCUGAGUUUUUUGUUCGUUAUUUGCGAUCAUGGAUACAAAGAAAAAGAAGGAGCCUGGUGAUCUGCCGCCCCUGAAGAAAAGUGAUUCUCUUCUUGCUGAGCAUCUCAAAGGAUUAAAUGGCAAUCCCAAUGUUAUGACAGUGAGUUUGUUGGUGUCGACGCUGGUGGAGGAACUCUGCAGUUUCUACGAGCAUGAUGAACGGCGUGAUAUACUUUUUCGUGUGGUCUGCGACCAGCUUGUGGAGAUGUCGCUCCUCUCCCCUUUGGCGUACAUUGACGAGCUCGCAGCCGUGCGGGCUAGGUACCGGGAAACAUUUAUGCAGAUUCUCAAAAUGGGACAAGUGAUAGCUUCCGAGCAGGCGAAUAAAAUGAAAGCACUGGGUAUGCCGUUGUCCAAAAGCCCCGGUAACGGAUUCGCAUUGCGCAGUAUUUCCUCCGCAUUAAAUCAUCACGGACAAGGACCUGACCAUUUUGUUCUUAUGCCUUCGCGCUAUCAGGAGGAGUUUGAGGAGCUGAAUUUGAUCGGGCACGGCGGCUUUGGACGAGUAUAUCGAGCAAGAAAUCGAGUGGAUGGUCAGGAAUACGCAGUCAAGAAAAUUCGUUUGCCCAAGAAAAGUUCUCGCGAGAAUAUACUGAAAAUCUUUAGAGAGGUGAAAGUGUUGGCCGGAUUGCAUCACAAACAUGUCGUCGGUUAUAAUGCGGCUUGGUUGGAAAUGGAAGCAGAAAAUGAUUCAAUGCCGUCGAAAGCGGGCACUCCGAACCAGUCUCACUCAGAUCUGGAAAUAUCUGCGCAACACGCCCAGUUGGACUCACCGGCUUCCAAGUUGAAUGGUCACAAUCGUCGCCCUGCACCGAAUCCCAUCGACAUUCGCCGAGGCCCGAUCAUGAAUAUUACAGAGGACUCUGCUGAGGAAGACGGGAUUGUUUUUGCACGCGGUGAUUCGGAGCCUGAUUUGGCGCCGCUGGUGGUUAGUGGCGAUUCCGCCAUGGUGCCCCCAAGUGCGCCCGAUGAAAAGAAACGUCUCCGGAUGGUCGAUAAUACUGACUUUUCCACCCUGCAGUCCCAUUUGCCCACUUUUAAAUUCCAAGCCGCAACUUUGUCGCAGACACCCGUCACGCUUUUCAUACAAAUGGAGCUGUGUGGAAAGACGCUACGGGAUUGGUUAAGAGAGAGGAAUUCUCCCAAUGGUAUGGGAGAAAUGGACGAUGACACCGCGAAAGAUAGCGCGGUACUCGUUGAUGUUAUUGAGUGCAAUAAGAUUUUGAAGCAUAUUCUGAAAGGGAUUGAUUAUAUUCAUUCGAAAGGUUUAAUCCAUCGUGAUCUGAAGCCGCGUAACAUAUUUUUCCAUACGUGUGAUAAUCGUGUGAUGAUCGGAGAUUUUGGUUUGGCAAGAAAAGAUCUUCUGACUUCUAACGAUGAUGCUUUUUUCUCCCCGGUGCCAUCAUUAGGAUCAUUAGGACGCCGACUCAGUGCCGGUGUGGGAACUGUAACGUACGCCUCACCUGAGCAGUUGCAUGGAUCCGCUUACGAUAUUAAGUCGGAUAUGUUUAGCUUGGGCAUCGUGAUGUUCGAAAUCUUGUCCGUGUUUGCCACGGAAAUGGAACGUGCCAUUGCAUUGUCUGCUAUUAGGUCUGGCCGCUUGCCUCCCGAAUUCGUAAUCAAUUAUCCCGCUCAUGCAAAAGUGAUACAGUCAUUGUUACGGACGGAUGCUAGGACGCGACCAGAAGCACGCGAAAUCCUUACAUCAGAUCUGUUUCUUAACCGAGAUUUGAUUAUUCAGAAUCUUCAGCAGCAGGUCAACCAAUUGCAAGCAGCGCUGGCGGAGAAAAAUCUGCCCGGAAAUUCAGAAUAAUGUGAUUAAAAUUUGCAAGGAUUGUAGUACUGGCUUCUGUAACAUUACGACUGCUCCCGAUGUAAAAUAAUAAUUUGUUUGUCUUUCCAUAGUGUGGUGGCAAAUCCGUUGAUGAUAAAGCCUGUUUGUUUGGCUGCAAAGUGUGUUUGUUUUUGACAGUAUUUUCAUGUCUUUCGUAGCCUGUAGUGGUGCUCACAGGCUAGCAAAACAUGACUGUUGUUCUCGCAUUGACGUAAAAAAUCGUUGUCGAUUUAUUUUCGCUUUCCUGGCGUCGAGAGACCCAUGUUGAUUCUGGCAACAGAUGGGAUACAGAUGGCUCUGGCUCACCUAAAUGGCUGCUUAUGGGAUAUUAUUCCCAUUAAAAAAAAGCGGAAAAGA
Messenger RNA from Paramacrobiotus metropolitanus, 2982 nucleotides. RefSeq names its product eukaryotic translation initiation factor 2-alpha kinase-like. Gene Ontology annotation, molecular function: ATP binding; protein kinase activity. NCBI's taxonomy places the organism in Eukaryota, Metazoa, Tardigrada, Eutardigrada, Parachela, Macrobiotidae. The transcript has 13 exons. The coding region runs from base 781 to 2604 and encodes 607 amino acids. Gene Ontology annotation, biological process: protein phosphorylation. The record is from RefSeq and is a predicted model, not a curated record.